AUGAAUGACUGUGAGUUUGGAUAUAUUUACAGGCUGGCCAAAGACUAUCUAAAGUAUGUUUUGCAGAUACCACAACUUGGAGUUGGUCCAAGCAAAACAUCUAGAUUAUUACAAAAUGUUGCCUUCUCCGUUCAAAAAGAAGUUGAAAAGACUUUGAAACCGUGCUUGGACAAUUUUGAUGUUAUUUCUGUAGAUAAUGCCAGGACAAUAUUUAAUAAGGUGAUGGAAAAGGAAUUUGAAGAUGGCAUUAUUAACUGGGGAAGAAUUGUGACUAUAUUUGCAUUUGGAGGUGUUCUCAUCAAGAAACUUCCACGAGAGCGAAUUGCUCCAGAUGUGGACACUUACAAGAAGAUCUCGUAUCUUGUUGCUGAGUUCAUAAUGAAUAACACAGCGGAAUGGAUAAGGCAAAACGGAGGCUGGGAAAAUGGCUUUGUCAAGAAGUUUGAACCUAAAUCUGGCUGGCUGACUUUUCUGGAAACUACAGGAAAGAUCUUUGAAAUAUUAUUUCUCCUGAAGCAAUACUACUGA
This is a messenger RNA of Chrysochloris asiatica (Cape golden mole), 528 nucleotides long. RefSeq names its product BCL2-related protein A1 (gene BCL2A1). Gene Ontology annotation, molecular function: channel activity; protein heterodimerization activity; protein homodimerization activity. Lineage: Eukaryota; Metazoa; Chordata; Mammalia; Afrosoricida; Chrysochloridae. The record is from RefSeq and is a predicted model, not a curated record. Gene Ontology annotation, cellular component: mitochondrial outer membrane. Gene Ontology annotation, biological process: negative regulation of apoptotic process; positive regulation of apoptotic process; release of cytochrome c from mitochondria. Bases 1 to 528 code for a protein of 175 amino acids. The transcript is spliced from 2 exons.